Penicillium taxi is the source of this 1230-nucleotide messenger RNA. Its product is annotated as chalcone isomerase domain-containing protein. The record is from RefSeq and is a predicted model, not a curated record. Gene Ontology annotation, molecular function: intramolecular lyase activity. The transcript has a single exon. NCBI's taxonomy places the organism in Eukaryota, Fungi, Ascomycota, Eurotiomycetes, Eurotiales, Aspergillaceae. The coding region runs from base 1 to 1230 and encodes 409 amino acids.
AUGAGCGCUUCACUUCGUACACCAUUGUGCAAUUGCAAUUUCAUUGCCCGCCAAAGCAUCCGUGGAAGCCACCACACCCGGUUCUUUUCCACGAUCAACACCCUUCGAUCCACCCGCUCCAAUAAUCCACUUAACUCCCAAGCUCGAAAGAAUGGAGAGCAAUUCGCCAAAUCCCGACGAUCAAUUGUGGUCUCGGCUACCGGAAUGGUCGCAUGUGCAGCUGCUAUGUAUGGAUUGAUCAAGUUAGACGCAUUUGGCCUGAAUGCACUGGAGAAGCAGGAGAAGGAAACCAAACACAACCAAGCCACAGCCACGGAAUCUAAAUCUGGAGCUAUCAAGCUGGACGGACCGCCUGGAUUCCCCAGUGAUGGUGGAUCAUCUGUGAUACCUAUUGAAGGUCAGGAGGAUCUUGAGCAGGUUGCGACAGGAACUAGCUCGGUACCUUAUUUUCCCAGUACUAUCCGCUUGCCGAAUGUCUCGUCAUCAGACAAUAAACAGUCAGGGGAUGAGCUUUCGGCCGAUGAUGGAGAGGACUACCAGCUUCUAGGAUUGGGAAUUCGAACUGUCUCCUUCCUGUCCAUCCAGGUCUACGUAGUGGGGCUCUAUGUCGCAAAAUCCGACAUUACCGAGCUACAGCAGCGUCUAAUACGUACAGCUAUUCACCCACCAGAUUCUGAAACUGCGAUUGCUACCUCUGAAUCUGCUACCUCUCUUGUCUCACCGGAGCGUCAACAGCUGAAGGAACUUCUCAUGAACCCUGAACGAGGUGAUGCUAUCUGGUCAGCUAUCAUCAAAGAAAGUGGCAUUCGCACCGCCUUCCGCAUUGUCCCAACAAGGAACACAGAUUUUAUGCAUAUGCGCGAUAGCUGGGUGCGUGGAAUCACUACCCGGGCGCAGCAGCACAAGGAUGAGUUCCAAGACCAGUCGUUCGGAUUGGCUAUGAACCAAUUCAAGGCUAUUUUCAGCGGUGGUAAGGCGGUGCCCAAGGGCCAGGCUGUUCUCCUUUCACGUAAUGCCCACGGCAGCUUGGAUGUUUUGUUUCAGCUUGAUCCAAAGCAACCUUUCCGGUGGUUGGGUGGUGUCACCGACGAGCGGAUUAGUCGACUUCAGUGGCUUCUUUACCUGGCCGGAAAGAAGGUAUCCAGUGAUGGUGCACGAAAGAGUAUUGUGGACGGACUUAUGAUGAUUGUCGAGCGGCCAGUCGGAACUGUCACACAGCGAGUGGUAUAA